This is a messenger RNA of Mauremys mutica (yellowpond turtle), 8662 nucleotides long. RefSeq names its product zinc finger DHHC-type palmitoyltransferase 8 (gene ZDHHC8). The coding region runs from base 541 to 2805 and encodes 754 amino acids. Gene Ontology annotation, biological process: protein palmitoylation. Gene Ontology annotation, molecular function: palmitoyltransferase activity. The record is from RefSeq and is a predicted model, not a curated record. The transcript has 13 exons. NCBI's taxonomy places the organism in Eukaryota, Metazoa, Chordata, Testudines, Geoemydidae.
CAGUCUCAGACUUAGAUGCUAUCAAAGAUGGGAAUAACACUCCUAUUGGGGAAAAGAAAGGAAGAUAGCUGAGAUGAGCUGCUGCUGUUAAAGGGCUUGUCUACACUACCGGACAGAUCGACGGGCAGCGAUACAUCUAGCGGGGGUUGAUUUAUCAUGUCUAGUAUAGAAGCGCUAAUGUCGACUCUGCUUCUCCACCUCAACAAGAAGCAGAAGGGGAAUCCAUGGCAGAGCGUCUCCCAUUGACACCCCACAGUGAAGACACCAUGGUAAAAUAUGCUAAACAAAAAACAAGAUCCCUGCCCUGAAGAACUUACAGUCUAAAGGCACAGGCGGGUACAGUACAGUGAACAGAGGCAUGAGGACGUUAUCGCUGGUACACCGUGUGGAACAGAGUACUUAAAAUGGAAUGACUGAGAUCAACAAGGCCUUCAUGAGAUUUCAGGUUUGAGUCACAUUUCAUACUGGCAGCCCUGUAAACACAAUCCAGGAUCUGAAAAUCAAGCUGGGCUCAUCCCUUGUGGCCCACCAUCACCAACAAUGUACUGCAGGACAACUUAUUUCCCAAUUGACAUGUGCCCCUGGUUAACAAGAGCCAUCUCCCCAGCCAUCCCUGUGUACAAUGGGCUCGUGUUCUUGUUCGUACUUGCAAACUUCAGCAUGGCGACGUUCAUGGACCCUGGAGUUUUUCCACGAGCAGAUGAAGAUGAGGAUAAAGAUGAUGACUUCCGAGCUCCACUCUACAAGAAUGUGGAGAUUAAAGGAAUCCAAGUACGGAUGAAAUGGUGUGCCACCUGCCAUUUCUAUCGCCCGCCCCGCUGCUCCCAUUGCAGCGUCUGUGACAACUGCGUUGAGGACUUUGACCAUCACUGCCCAUGGGUCAACAAUUGCAUAGGACGGAGGAACUACCGAUAUUUUUUCCUCUUCUUGCUGUCCUUAAGCACACACAUGGUCGGAGUGUUCAGCUUUGGGCUGAUCUAUAUUUUAAACCAUAUGGAAAAGCUGGGGGCAGCUCACACCACCAUUACCAUGGCUGUCAUGUGUGUGACUGGAUUGUUCUUUAUCCCAGUCAUUGGUCUCACAGGUUUCCAUAUUGUUCUAGUGGCACGAGGGCGUACAACCAAUGAGCAGGUGACGGGUAAGUUCCGUGGGGGGGUGAAUCCUUUCACUCGAGGAUGCUGCGGUAACGUGGAACAUGUGCUCUGCAGCCCUCUGGCUCCCAGGUACAUUGUUGAGCCAAAGAAAAAGCAGGCUGUGAGUGUGAAGCCUCCUUUCUUCAGACCAGAUCUAUCCGAGCGACAGAUCACAGUGAAGAUAAGUGACAAUGGGAUCCAAGCCAAUCUUAACCGAAGCAAGUCUAAAGUUAGCCUGGAAGGUCUGGAGGAUAAAACUAUGGACAUUCAGCCACCUCUGCCUCCCAAAGGAGAUCCGAGCAAGUACUCUGAACUGAAGGGGCAGCUGGGAACCAGUGAAGAGAGUGGUCUUUCACCUAAAUUGAUCAGUCCCCCAACUCCUGCCAUGUAUAAGUAUCGACCAGCUUUCAGCAACAAUCCCAAAGUCCACUACCACGCUGCGGCUGAGCAGAUCACCAUGCAGGAGGGACACAAGCAAGGAGUUUUGAUUGAAGAGAAUAACCAGAGUCUUGAUUAUCAAUCGGAGCCCAACCUGGACAUCCCAAACUACAGGAAGAGCUCGCUUCACAAGACUUAUCAGUCCUCCCCACUCCAGAUAGACUCCUUCGCUGUCAAUUCGCGAUCCCUGAGCUUGAAGUCUGCCAGCAGGAGAGGGACAGACAAAGUGCCACUGCAUCCAAUAAAAUCAGAAGGGGCUGCUUCCACCCCCUACAAAAGCAUCUUUUCCCCCAACUCCCUGUCAAACAGAAAUGGAAGUCUGUCUUAUGACAGUUUGCUAAACUCCAUGUCCCCCUCCGGGAGGAAAUGCAUAGCCCAUUCUGCUGUUGGCUCCGUGGGGUACCAUUCGCCAUAUUUGUCAGCCAAAAUGUGCCACCUACGGGGGAGCGAGCUGCAGCGCCAGGGUCCACAGAGUUUCAGCCCGGUGCUGGGGGGCCCAGCGCCGCACCAGCGGGACCCCUCUCCCGUCCGUUACGACAACCUUUCAAAAACCAUCAUGGCAUCCAUCCAGGAGAGGAAAGAAAUGGAAGAGAGGGAGAAGCUCCUCCUCUCACACCCAGAUUCGGUGUUUGCAGACUCGGGUGUGUAUGACACUCCUAGCUCUUACAGCCUUCAACAAGUCAGCGCGCUGUCUGAAGACCCUCGCAGCAUGGUGAUGAGAUAUGGCUCCAGAGACAAUUUGAUGACUGCGACCAGUUUUAGCACAAGGAACCCUAUACUGCAGUCCUCGGUGUCUUCCCUCUCAAGUGCAAUGGCCAGGGCACCAAGGACUUCCACAACUUCCCUUCAAGCUGAUCUAGCCAAUAACAAUGUCCAGUCCCAUCAGGCACUACAAGGCAGGAUGAGCAAUGGCUCCUACAAGUCACCAGGCCAUCAUGUCCCAUCAUCCCCUACAGGGAUGCCUAGGUCACCCUCUUAUGGAGGUCCAAAGGCUGUCUCAUUUGUUAACACUGUGGAAAUAACGGAGGUGCAAUCUGUGGGAGCACAAAGGGAGGACAUGCAGCUGAAGACACCUCACAGUAAAAUAAAUGGACAGCCAAAAGGAAUUUCCAGGGCAGAUUGUCGACUGGGUUCAACGUCAAGUUCCCAGGGGGCCCCGGUCAGUCCUGCUAGACACUCAAACGUUAAGAAGGUGUCUGGUGUUGGUGGAACAACCUAUGAAAUUUCAGUGUAAAAUAAAAAUUAAAAAUGAAAAUAAAGAGCCAUCCAUUAAGCCAGCCAUGAAGCUAGGUGCACUGUGAAGACUCAAACAACAUCAACCACAAAAGGAGCAGCAGCUGCCAGUGUCCUUUUUGGGGUUUUUUUCUGUUUGUUUGUUUUCAUCUUUCUCUUUUGGCCAAAAAAGAGCUGCAGCCUUAUUCUUGUGGAAAUAAAAUUGUACAGUCCAUCAGAAACUGUCUCGAACUGACUGCGGAAACUGGCUACCACCUAGCACCACAACCAUAGAGAUUAUUUCUUUCAUGAAAGAGAGUGAAAAAGCCAUUGUGUAUUUGUCUGUCAAACAAAACUGUCAUGUAGAAGUUGUGCUGUGAUGAAGAAUUAAUCUGGGGUCAUGUUUUUCCUCACCACAAGAUUUCUGGCCAGCAAAAUCUCGGGACAAGCCACUGGCCAGACUCUUAUUUUCUUAUAGACAUGGAGACCAGACUCCUUGUUUGCAGUCUGUGUGUAUGAGAACUACCAUUUGUCCCCAAAGCAUUGUUGGUGUUAUUCCUCCUGCUUUAAAGGAACCAGGCAGGGUGCAGUGGCCCUCAAGCAUCAUGUAGUGUUUUAAAGUCUCUCUCCCCCCCGCCCCCCGGCUCUAGGUGGAGGGGAGAAAGAAUAGCAGCAGCUUCUCACUGUCCAUGAUUCGCCUCCCUGUGUGUGAAAUUGUGUGUGUGUGCAUUUGUGUCUUAUGGAAUCGGACUGCCACAUAAGUAAGGAUUUAUCAUUCCUCCCUGUUGCUCCCCCUCCCUCUGUUUUUAAAGGCUUCUUACUCUGAAGAACAAGCCUCUAAAACAUAAAAAAAAUUCAGAUGGGAAAAUAUCUCUCUCCUCCUUUUUGUUUAUGGGAUGUAUGCAGUAACAUGGUUUAUUGUCUUGCAGUGGUGCAGUGUGUAUAACCUUAGAGGAAAGUUAUCAUGAUCUGUUGAAUUUGCAGUGUGUGUGACUGAGCCAAGCACAUACCUAGAGGAUAUAAAUUUGCUUCCUGCCUAAUGACCACCAGCCCUUAAUAUUGCUGGGCAGAAAGUUUUUUCCAGUCAAUAACUUUUUUCAAUAUCAGUUAUGUCCAUUUAGUUCUCUGGGCUUUCCUCCUUCUCCUGCCCCCACAAAGCUAUGUUUAUCUUGUUGAGUUUUGAGGCAACAUUAUUUUAAGAACCAAAAAAAAGCCAGGCAGAUAGCAUAUGGAAUCUCUGCCUUCUGUCUGGCUCUUCAGAGGCAAAUAGGUUUUGCUGGACAUCUAAAUUCAUCUCCCCUUCAGGAUGUUGGCUUCAAAGGGAUUAAUGUUUUAUCUACAUGCCAUGCUGAAAAUGGAGAGAUCUCCAGAUAUUUGAUAGUCAGAAUUUAUGUAACAAUGCAGAAAGAUAGUUUGUUUUAAUGAACACUAAGAUUUGUUGUCCAUUGAGGAAAAUACUGACCUCAGCUUUGUCUUAGUUAACAUUUACCUCAUGAUUCAGUAAAUCUUGACAGCCAUCUCAAUAUCUGCUUAUUAUGUCCCUUGUAUAUCACAUCUCUUUUUGAGAGGUCAGAUAGAAAUGCAUGGUGGGGUUAAUCAUGCUUCUGAGUAAUGUUCUUGGCUUGAACCAGAUCAUCUGAAGAGAGAAAUUUGGAAAGUAACAUAGCAGAAAUAGACCCAAAGUAAUAGUGGACAGCAAAGUAGAUAUAAGCUUGCAGUGCAGUAUGACAGCAAAAAGGCCCAGUGACAUUUUGAACUGCAUACACAGAGGCAUCACAGAGCUGAGAAGUAAUAGUCCCUCUAUAUGGCUUUGGUAUAAUUUUAUCUAGAGUUUUAUCAUUAGUUACAGGCACUUUAUUGCCAGAAUUAUAUUGACAAAUUGGAUCAAGUUCAGAGGGGAACAAUAGAUAUAAACAGAGAGCUGGAGAUGCUGAUUUAAAAAAAGAUUAAGAGCUAAAAUGUGUAAUUAAUUGACUGAGCAAUGAUUAAGGGAAGGGGGUAUGAUAAGCUUACAGAUAUGUAAUUUAAAGGAUGUAGUCCCAAAGGUGAUACGGGGGUUAUCACUGGUAGCAAAUGUCUUGUAUUUAAAAGGAAAAACAUUAAAAUGAAUAGCAGGGGAAGGGGUUGUGGAAUAGUCUUCUAGUAGGAAGCCUGAUCACUUAGAACAUUUAAAACUAAAUUGGACAAAGUCUUAGAAAACUUUCUACAGGGAUCAAUCGUGUACUGGCAAGGGGCUGGUCGAGAUGGCCUUAUAGUUCUCUUCCAUCUUUAAUUUCUACUCAUCUGCAAUUCCAGCACGAAUUUAACUCCUUGAGGGGUGAAAUUCAUCUCUGUGGAGAGAGUAGCACAAGGCCUAUGCAUCACUUAAGUAUCACUUAAUGUCACACUUAAGCCAUCAAAAGAGGGGUUAAGUGGCAUGUAGACUUUGUGUUGGCAGUCUGCACAGGGGCAGAUUAUAUCACCCUGAGUGAUUAUAAAACCAAGCCAUCCAAGUAAGGCUUUUAUAUUGCACCAGUGUAGCUUUGAAAAUAUGCAUCUCAUGGCACUACAAUGUGAACAUACUUUAUGAUGUUAGAAAAGAACAAUCUACAUAUUUUAAGGGCAAAUAGGCCUUUGAAAUUACUACAUAAACUCCUGAGCAAGAAUGGCUCAAUAAGACUAAACACAGUACUAUAUGUACUAUAUGUGUAAACCUUUCAAACACUUAUAGCCAGGGUUAUUUAGCUAUAACUCGUGGAGAGAGGAAGAAAAAGAAUUGCAUUGGGGAUACAAAUAAUUAAGUUACAGUGCAAGUUCUAUAUACUUUUUCUGAAGGUGGCUUAACUAGAGUUGAGACUCAUCUGGCACGUUAGUUCUUUUUUGAAGUUUGCAUAUAGAGUAGUGUGAAUGACCUGGAGAUGGAAGUAAAUUUUUCAACUCUUCCUGGAAGCAGUAUUCUAAGAAGUAUUCUAAGUAUUCUAAGAAGUAAUUUGAGAUUGUACACAGCAAGUUCAGCCCCAUUCCCAUCUAAAGCUUGCAUAGUUCCUAUUGGAGGACUGGGGAUCUACUCAUUAGCAAAACUGCUGUUGACUUUGGGAGCAAGAUCUGGCCCGUGUUAUUUUUUCCAGCUUUCCAAAAUUACAAAUUCUUCAAGCAAUUUACAAAUUAUUAAUGAUGUGCUACUUUUACUCACAUAGUCCUUCAGUUUUUAUAGACAGUAAGGCCCAGAACUUCAAUGGUGUGAUUUGGUGUAGCUCUCUUUAAAUUGGCUAGAGUUAUGCCAAUUUACAUUCAUUGAGGAUCUGAUCCCCUGGAUCGUAACAGAAGAUCCACUGCAGGUUAAUAUGUUUUUUAAGUAGCCUCUUGUUUUGUCUUUCUUAAUUUGUACUUCAAAAGUCUUAAAUCUUUUUAAUAUGUUUUUAUUUUUAGCAGUAGAUUGUAUAUUAUGUCUAUUUCUUAUUUAAGAAACAUCGAGUUUUCAUUGCAAAUCCCAUUUUAUUAGCAUAAUUUCACUGUUUAUUCAUUCCAGUUUAACACCCAAGUUUCAUUUUAGUACGGUAUGUCUUGAGAGAGCUGAAUCUCUGUAGCUUUAAUUAACUGUGUAAUAAAUAGAGUAACAUGAUAUUAAAUGGACCUUACUCCAUGAAUGGGUGAGAGAGGAGAUGUUUUUACGUGAAGCCUUACAAUUUUUCUUUUUUUUAUUUCUUUGUGUUUUGACUUAAUCAGAAGACCUGCAUAGCAAUGAAUUUGAAAUGGUGGGCCAAAUUCUGCUCCGACUUACAACUAUAAUUUGGCUCUGUAUGUUGAAAACUGGAUGCAGAAGUAACUGAGUGAGCAAAAAUGUUGUGUUGUCUGAAGGGGAAAAAAACCUUAGGGUUCUGUAUUUUCAUGCAGCUGGGUAAUAAAGUUUCAGAGAAUUGCAGGCCUGUGAUAAGUAUAUUAAAGAAAUCUCUGCCUUGCAUUAUUGUGGGAGGCUAUCACAGGAAGCACACAGCCAACACAUGUUUGUAUUUACUUUUUAAAUUAAAUAAAACCCAAAUUCAAUUAUUUCUUUUGGUUAACCUCAGCUGUAAGAGCUACCCAGACCUAUGCUUUAAUGUCCAAAAUCUGAUAUGUGGCAAAUGAGCUGUUUGUGUUGCUGUGUUGAAAAUGGAAGCCAAGUAUUAUCUGAACUUUGCCUAGGAUAAUUGCAUCAUGAAUACUAUAAGGGAGCCUCUUCAGAUGAUGGCUGCACUCCUAUAAAGCUUAAAUGAUGUGGAAAUUGCAAUGCAGUUUUCUUUGUACUAUACCUCUGGUCCAGCCUAGAGAUAUAUAUAUUUUAAGAGGGAAGGGUGGGGAGGGUCAGUGUUGCUGUCACAUAGACAGUUUGGGAAGUUUAUGUUGACAUGUUUUUACAGUCUAUAUUUCACCUGUUCUGCCACCUUGAAUUGUUGGAAUGUAUCUGUGCAGGCUUUGUGGAGCUCUGUCUGUAAAACAUUUUUGUGGAUCUGGUAAAAUAUAUGUGUGUGUGUGUGUAUAUAUAUAUAUAUACACACACACACACACACUUUGGUAUUUUAAGGUGUUACAUUUUCCUGGUGUUUCUGCAUCAGACUGUAUAGCUUCAGGAUUGUCCAGAAGGCUCAUAUGUUCUUUCUACCCCUUUUCUGAGGCCUUGUUAAUGUUCCAUUGAUUACAUCACAGUCCAUGGGCCAAAUUCUAAGUGGCAUGGAGCAUCUUCAGCUCCCCCUGACUAUACUUAGAGUUGCAGAUACUCAGCACCAUCCAUGGGCUGGCCUCCGUGUAUGUGUAAAACGUAGAAGUGUGUGAAAUGUGAUAGUCUUGCAUGGAACAAAGGUCAAUCUGGAUGCAAAAACUUCCGGUGGUAAAACACAAAGGGAACUAAUUGAAUCUUAAAUACCUUCUUCUAGAUGAGGGUGGAAAACAAGGUGAGAUGACUCCUUAUGGUAAUCUCUGAAGGCACUAGUAUUGCCAAUGAUUAAGUGUGGUAUCGAGGACAGCAGGAUGUGUACAUCUGACAGAUAGCCAAAUUCCAGUCUGUCUAACCACCUCUGUCAACCUGUUUGUUUCUAGUCUGUGACAAUAUGCCAAUUAGGUCUGUGCUACUAGUUUAUAGUUGAUACAGUUGCCAAACCCUCUUAAGAGCAGCUGCUCUGGGAUCUUAGAAGCCAUAAUGUGCAGUAUGCAGACUGGUGACACUGAGAAAGGAUUCAUUCAUGAAGAGUGUUCACUGUAAAUGCUUGUCAUGCUUGUGUGCUGGAGUGUCUUUGAAUGAUAAAGAUUAGGCUAUAUAUAUAUAUAAGGAUCAGAUCCUCAGCUGGUGUAAAUCAGCAUCGCUCCAUUGAUUUCAGUUGAAUCAAACAGCUGAGGAUCUGGCCCACUAUAUUUUAUAUAAAAUCAUACUGGCUUAUUCAGAUGUUUUAUAUAAGACACAGCUAAAUUUACUAAGUUAGCAUUAAUUUCUCUGAUUUCUUUUUUCAGUUCUGUGGGUCAAGUUUUGGCUCACUUUUAAAACUAGAUACGAGAACAUAAUAUUUGAAAGAAGGAGAGACAGAUGGGAACUUCUUGUGCGGGUGAAAAUAGCUUUUAGGGGAAGAACAAUUACAUACUAAGUGGAUUUGAAUUACUGUCAAAAUAAUUUUUGUUCGUCUUAUCACAAUAACUGGAGUUUUUAAAGAAGACAUUUCACAGCUGGUAAACCUGUAUCAUCGAAACAUUUCAAAAAUGUCUCGGUUAGACAUGUCAAACUGUAUGGUGAAAUAUGAUUUACUUCCAUAGUUAAAAAGAAUUCUAAAGAACUGAUGGUACAUUUGACUGUGCCUUAUAAAGAUAUGUAAUAUGUGUGUAUAUAUAUAUACAUAAGUGUGUACAUAUAUUCAAAGAAAACUGGUUACAGAUUU